AUGUUGUUCUCCUUCGGGACCAGAGGGUCCCACAACAACUUGAACAUCGGAUCAGCCUCCUGGACGCUGUCGGACCUCCUGGACAGCGUCGCCCGGUGCGACCGCCUCAUGAUGAGGCAGAUCGAGGCCUGGGUGAAAAUGAUGACCGACUACAUCCGAGACAUGGCGGGCUGGUCGAACCAGUGCCGGCGAGAGGUGGUCGUAAGCCCGAACGCUGGGUUCCUCGCCCAGCACAAGGAGAGGGUGAGCUGGAUGUUCGCAUGCGACCAGUCUAGGGCUUCCAGGUCUAUCGAGUGGCGGAUCAACUGGGCAAUGCCGCAGAUGACGCUGGCCCUGGUGCAAGCCCAUUCCGAACGUGACUACGCGGUCACGAAAUUUAACAUGCCCCCGUUCAUGGCAUAUCAGAGCCAGAUGGCUAUUCGGUUCGGAAGUGCUGGUCGGGGUAGCGGGCGUCAAGUGCGCACCUUCGGUGAGUAG
Molecule: messenger RNA, 477 nt
Organism: Diaporthe batatas
Lineage: Eukaryota; Fungi; Ascomycota; Sordariomycetes; Diaporthales; Diaporthaceae
Exons: 2
Coding region: 1-477 (158 amino acids)
Source: RefSeq, a predicted model, not a curated record